Molecule: messenger RNA, 494 nt
Organism: Leopardus geoffroyi (Geoffroy's cat)
Lineage: Eukaryota; Metazoa; Chordata; Mammalia; Carnivora; Felidae
Product: probable cation-transporting ATPase 13A4
Exons: 5
Coding region: 189-494 (101 amino acids)
Biological process (GO): intracellular calcium ion homeostasis; polyamine transmembrane transport
Cellular component (GO): late endosome membrane
Molecular function (GO): ATP hydrolysis activity; polyamine transmembrane transporter activity; ATP binding
Source: RefSeq, a predicted model, not a curated record
AAGUGUCUAAAAUAACUUGUGUUUUGCUAUUGCAGGAUAAUUACAUUAAUAUCAAGGAAGAAGUCUCUGAUCAUGGCAGAGAGGGAAGUUACCAUUUUGCCUUAAGUGGAAAAUCCUUUCAGGUUAUAAGUCAACAUUUCAGUAGCCUACUCCCAAAGAUACUGAUAAAUGGAACAAUCUUUGCAAGAAUGUCUCCUGGGCAGAAAUCCAGUCUGGUGGAAGAAUUUCAGAAACUGGAUUACUUUGUAGGUAUGUGCGGUGAUGGAGCCAAUGACUGCGGGGCUUUGAAAAUGGCUCACGUGGGCAUCUCUUUAUCAGAACAGGAGGCAUCUGUGGCCUCACCUUUCACUUCUAAAACUCCAAACAUUGAGUGUGUACCUCACCUUAUCAAGGAAGGACGUGCCGCUCUCGUUGCCUCAUUUUGCAUGUUCAAGUACAUGGCUCUGUACAGCAUGAUCCAGUAUGUUAGUGUUCUGCUGCUCUACUGGGUAUGA